UAACGCAGUGAAUCACAACAUCGAAGCAGGGAAUGAAUUGCAUAAUUCUGGUGCAAAUGGCUCUUCGUCAACGCUCGGAUUAUUUCCAUAUUCAACUACGUAUGAUUGGUCAUGUACACCGCUCUACGUGGUAGGAGGGAUAGAAUAAAUCUAGAAAGAGAAUUUUGAAAGAGAAUUGUCGCGUUCUUUCGAUCAGUCAUAUCUCUUCUGCACACGGUACAUGUGCAACAGUUUUAAUUUAUAUUCUCCGGCAUUAAAAAAAUUUAGUAAAGAAUUUAGUGAAAGUGAAAACGUGAAUUUUAUACGUUGCAUGAUCAAACAAAAAUACCGAAACCAUUCGUUAAAAUAUUAAAAACACUAAAACUGUUUAUUAAAAUAUUGCAAGAAAAACAAAAACUCUUAUCCAUUUUCGUUCAAAAUUCGGAUUACCUAAGAUGUCGUCUAUUUUGAUUGACAAUCAAAAUUGAAUUUCAAAGUGUGUGUCAACAUCGUCUAAUUCCAAUAAAUGAGAGCACAUCGAUCAAUAAAGAUGGAAACGAUCAGAAAAUCGGACGAACCUCAUUGGAUAUUUAGCACCAGGCAGCUCUUAGCGACGCUAAGCCCGCUACUAGCAGCGUUCCUGAUCGGUUUAACAAAUGGUUCUCACACCGUUCUUUUGACACAACUUAUUCCUACAUCUACAACAGACACGAACAACCACGAGAUCUGGAUAACCAGCAACGAUGAUUGGUAUCAAUCGCCGUUUUCUGGCGCCGUGUUUGCUAUCCUAGGCUGUUACUUGUCAGGAAUCGCCAUGGAAAAGCUAGGCAGAAAGAAAUCCACGAUGGUAAUUUUUCAAAUAUCUUUAAUCGGAUGGAUCGUCAUUGGGUUUGCAAGGAAUAUUCUGUACAUCAAGAUUGGAACAACAAUCUGCAGCUUAAGUGUUGGUCUCUUUAGUCCCCUAAUACCAGUUUACAUCGGUGAAAUAACAGAUCCUUCGUUAAGAAGCCUGUUCUUAAGUAUGAUAAACACGAUAAUGACAUUUGGUGUUCUAAUGGCCGUGACUUUUGGCUCUUUUCUUCACUGGAGAAUUGUCAUUUACAUCUGUGAGGCAUGUUUAUUGAUAUGUUGGUCGGCCUGUGUUAUAUCUCAAGAAAGUCCAAUCUGGUUGAUGAACAGAGAUCGAAAGAAAGAGGCACUGUAUCAUUGGGUCCAUCUUCGAGGAUGGAAAUCAGAAGGAGAAUAUCGUGCCAUGGAAACAGCUGUAAGAAGAAAUGUCGAGCAAAGUAAAUUCGUUGGUUCUACGAUCAUUUCCAGAUUGAAGUACGAUCUGUGUUCGAAAGACUUCUUGUGGCCUCUGUCCGUGUCGAGUAUGUUGUUCUUCGUGUAUUACUUCUCUGGAUACAAAUUAGUGAAAUACCAUAUGCUUGAUAUUAUCUCAACGACUGUUCAGUCUCGCAGCCUCGUUGCUGAAAUAGUUAUAACGUCGAUUAUCUUUGUUACGGAUAUCGCUGCUUGUUUUUUUGUAUGGAAGUGCAACAGGAGAACGUUGGCCAUAAUUUCUGUAAUGGGCACGAUCUCUUCUCUAUUUGUAUUGAUUCUUUACGUGUACCUUAAUCUUGAAGUAUCGUGGCUGAUUAUUACUUGUUGCUUGUGCUACUAUGUAUUUUUUGGAAUCGGUCUGAUACAUUUGCCAUGGAUAUACUGCGGAGAAUUGUUCCCUAGUAAAUUAAGGAGCUCCGGCAGUAGUAUCGUUCUUGGAUUUUCCUACAUUUGUUCUAUAGUGGACACGAUACUAGCACCAGAAUCGAUCAUACCGCUGGAAAUGCAGGAGCUUUGUAUAAUUUAUUUUACCUUGAUGCUGGUCGGGAGUAGCUUCUUGGUCUGGAAACUACCGGAAACAAAGGAUAAGACUUUGUUGGAGAUUGAAAGGAUGUUUGACAACGAAUCGGACGACAACAAUGUGAAUCUGAAUGUUAUGAUGAUCUGAACAAACAAACAUCCUUUGUUCUUGUGAUCGUCGAUAUCUGACGUUGGAUCAUGUUACACUACUCGGCGGUCUCUGCGGGUCAUCGAGCUUCGUGAUGCAUCGGAGGAACCUCUCCUGCUGGUGCUUUUUUUUUUACUAUAGACUGUUUUCUGUAUUGAUUUUUAUAUGGUCGAGCGAUAAGAUUUUGCGAGAGUUAGUUGAGGUUAACAAAUAAACUCUGAAUGUUUAUGCAAUUAUGGUAAGCGUAAAGAUAUGAGAAUGUGUAAAGAUAAGCAUAAAUGCUUAAUAAUCGAGUGAAGUGUGACAGAACAUAAAUAUGGCACGUGUUUAGUAUAUACAUGCUGAUAUUCUCCUUGUAAUUGACGCUAUCUGACGCAUUUGAUCACUCGAGUAUACAUAUUUACAUGUAUAUGUGUAUUCGAAUGAUUGUAUCAGCGGUAAUACUAAAACAGUGUCGGGUAAACAUAAUUUUUUGCUGUCAAUAUCUUGAAUAAGAUGUUAAUUAUGAAAGAAUAUUAAUUGAAAUAAUUGAAUCUGUUGAACUUGUUGAAUAUGUGUAAUAGAUACGACUGAAGUAACGUAAUCGAUAGAAUUAUAUCACAUCACAACUAUAUACAUCGCUAGACUGUAAUGCUAAAUCUUUUAGUAUUUAAUUCCUAAUUGAUGUAGAAUCAUCAAGAACUAUAAUACAAAUCUUGAAAGAAAUCGCAAUGGUAAAAUACUUGAGAGGAAAGACAAUCCUCUACCCAUACACUUUGAAAACUGACACGUUAAUAGUUGCAAUUCUAUUCUCAAUUAACUGAAUUACAUUUUGGCAAGUUUUUUGAGAAAGGAAUUAAACUUGACUUUAAUAUUGUACAAAUUAUAUAACAAGUUAAUAAUUCUUUUCUUGACUUUAAUUAUUCGUGCAUGUUACUACAUGUACCAUAAUCGUAAUGAAAUUACUUCAUAAUGCAUCGAAAAUUUUGUAUAAUCGAUCUUUCUUACAAAUGAAUUCUGCUGCAGUCGACUAAUUUUUCUUUGAUAAAAUCAUCGUUGUUCGGAAAAUUAUGCACAUUAACGUGAUGCUGAUUUUCUUUGUUCGUAAUGUAAUGAAUUUUUUUAACGACAAAGAAACAUGGCAAAAAGUAUAACAACGUCAAUCUUGAUUUCUUUUGUUUAGAAGAUUUUAUCGAGAAGAUAUCCUUUAUUUAGUAUUCUUUUCCGCUGCAAAAAUUGUUAAUAAUUUCUCUAAAUGUAGUUAAGAACUCGUAAUAUAUUUAGAGGUCAUCCGAGAGUAAUAAAGGUCAGAUUAAAAAUUUCGUCGAUUUUCUCAUUUGUAGUUUUAUUAGAACGCAACGUUCUAUUCUUUACUCUGUUUCACUUGGUUUUCAGCAACCUCAAAUACACGCGCUAUUAGAGGCACGCGAACUGGUCAUUAUCAUCGAAACUUUAUUUGCUUCUCGACAAGGAAUCCUCGCUAGAUCCUUAUCUUUUUUUCUUAAUGAAGCUUCUCUUUGUUCCGUCCUUGUUUUUGACAAAGUUUCAUUAAAAAUAGAUUGCUCCUUUUUAUACAGAAUAUUUAUAAUCGUGUUAUUUCACUUAAUGUUUUUUGCAUGAAAGGAUUAUUUCAUUUUAUUAUGUAAAAGAAAUUUCAUCGAGGUCAAGUGUUUAAUAACUAGAUAAAAUGUAAGAAUGACAAACAGCAAAAUAAAUAUCAAUAUUAUGAAUCAAUGUAAUAAUUCAUAAUUAAAAUAAGACAUUCUGUAUGCCAAAUGGAUCGCAAAAUGUCCAAGCCUAACUUUCUUACCAUUCUUGACUUAUAAAUAAUCUGAAAGAAUUUUUUUAUCCUUAUUAAUAUUUAACAAUCCUAUUAUAUUACACAAUCAUUUGUUAGGUCCAAUAAAAUUGGAAAUUUUCUUUAAUAAAAAUAAAAAUUUGAAGCAAAAAGAGAAAUUUUACUUGAUUCGUCGAUAAUCUAGUUUGUCUACGGGCGAUUAAUUAUUUAUAAAUUUUGUAAUUAACACUAGACUCGCAUUUAACAAGAAAAUUACGAAUUUAAUUAGUAAUAGAGGAUAUCAAAAAUUGUUCGCUGAAAAUUUUAAUUGUAUCCCAUUACGGUGGCAAAAAAUUUAUCGCUAUCAGUUAUGUAAUUUAUAAAGAUAAAGGCAAUUUGAGUUUAAUUUCCCCACAUGGAACAUGUCCGAAAUGAGCAUAAUCUUCAUGAAUGCAUAAUAUCUCGAUAUACAUCAUCCUUUUGAUGGUUAGUUUGGAAAGCUUCCUAUAAUGAGAUUCUUUUUGUUUCUGUCUGUUCUGUCUUUGUAUUACGGUGAAAAAAAUAUUCUUUAAAAUUCGUAGACUCAUUCGCAGAAACAUAGAUGUUGUAAUAGCGUAAUUCUGUAUGAAAGAAAAAUACAUUGUUUUUUAACGUUCGUAAAAAUAUUUUACGUAAGGGGUGCGUUGCUGAAUGUGUCCUGUAUAUCUGUUUUAUGUAUAAUAUUACUUUUUACAUCAAAAGAAAAAAAAUAAAUCGAAGAAAUUUAAGCAAGGUAGCACAUCAUUAAAGUUCAAGCUUUAUUUAUUAUUUGUUUCAUUGUAUCUUAACACUGCAAGGCGCUUUUUUAUCCACUGCUUUUUAAACUUCCAACGUUGCAUUAUUCACGAAGUCUGAAAAAAAAGUACGAUUAAAGUAGAAAUACGUUUAACUUCAGAUCGUAUAUGUUUUGUGAUUGUGUUAUAUAAUUUAAAAGAUAUGUACUUAAUGUGUAAUCUAGGAAGAGGCUUUUGCACUCCAAAAGUUUCCACUUUCCAUAUCAACUAUCUAACUAAUCGGUUGCUAAUGUAUUAUCAAUGGAAGAGAAGUUGUUGAUUCUUAACUCUAUCAGUUUAACUAGUGUUCUGGUUACAAAAAAAAAAAAAAAAAAGAAAAAAUGAAGAAGUAAAAGUUAAGCAAACAAGAAUUUAAUAUUUACCUGUUGAACGCAUUUAUUCCUUAAAAAUGCAUCAUUUCUAGAAUUAUACGGUUUCCAUUAAGGAUAAAUAAUCUUUCCAUAAUAAUGUUUAUUCUAACACUUUUUUGUUAUCUUAGUUGUGCAGCGGCAUAAGAACGCAAUUGCUGCGUCAACGGCAUCAUUUACAGUUAGAUAAUUAAAAUGCAAUGUAUGCGUCAGCAGCAGUGAAUAUUUUAAGUGAAAAAUAAAUAUUAUAUUACCAAUCAUCGUA
Bombus pyrosoma is the source of this 5170-nucleotide messenger RNA. Its product is annotated as facilitated trehalose transporter Tret1-like. The record is from RefSeq and is a predicted model, not a curated record. The transcript is spliced from 2 exons. NCBI's taxonomy places the organism in Eukaryota, Metazoa, Arthropoda, Insecta, Hymenoptera, Apidae. Gene Ontology annotation, molecular function: transmembrane transporter activity. Gene Ontology annotation, cellular component: membrane. Bases 506 to 1969 code for a protein of 487 amino acids. Gene Ontology annotation, biological process: transmembrane transport.